Molecule: messenger RNA, 1599 nt
Organism: Notodromas monacha
Lineage: Eukaryota; Metazoa; Arthropoda; Ostracoda; Podocopida; Cyprididae
Source: the annotation of a GenBank genome assembly
AUGAAAAUACGUCUGGAUUUUUUACAGGCGGAACCUAUUCGUGUUCUCAUCACUGGUGCUGCUGGUCAAAUUGCCUACUCUCUGAUCUACAUGGUCUCGAGUGGCGAAGUAUUCGGUAAGGAUCAGCCGAUCAUCCUGCAUCUGUUGGACAUUCCACCAAUGACGAAGGUUUUGGAAGGAGUUUGCAUGGAAAUUAACGACUGUGCCCUCCCAAUUGUUCGAGAAGUUGUUGCCACCACCAAUGUUGCCGAAGCAUUCAAGGAUAUUUCUGCCGCAUUCUUGGUUGGUGCUAUGCCAAGGAAGCAGGGAAUGGAGAGGAAAGAUCUUCUUUCUGCAAAUGUUCGGAUCUUCAAGGAGCAGGGUCAAGCUCUGGACCAACAUGCGAAGAAGGACGUGAAAGUAUUGGUUGUUGGAAAUCCAGCCAACACAAAUGCCCUGAUCUGCUCGAAGUAUGCCCCAUCCAUCCCAAAGGAGAAUUUCUCUGCCAUGACCCGUUUGGACCAGAAUCGCGGCCAGUCUCAAAUUGCAGUUCGAUGUGGGGUUCCCAUCACUAAUGUGAAGAAUGUCAUCAUCUGGGGUAACCACUCCUCCACGCAGUACCCAGACAUCAACCAUGCCGAGGUGAUCACUGCUGGUGGUGAUAAGAAGAAGGUCCGGGAUGCUGUGAACGACGAUGCUUGGCUCAAUGAUACCUUCAUAUCUACUGUUCAAAAACGUGGAGCUGCAGUGAUCGCGGCUCGUGGGCUGUCAUCAGCCAUGUCAGCUGCGAAGGCUGCCAGUGAUCACAUGCGUGAUUGGUGGCAAGGCACUGAUGGACGCUGGGUUUCGAUGGGUGUUUUCUCAGACGGGUCAUAUGGCACACCCGCGGAAGUCAUGUACUCGUUCCCUGUCACGUGCGCGAACAAGAAGUGGACUAUUGUUCAAGGACUGGCGAUUGACGACUUCUCGAGGCAAAAGUUGGACUCUACUGGCAAUGAACUGAUGGAAGAACGCGGCGAGGCUAUUGCUGCUUGCGAGGCCUAAAUUAGACAGGCGUGUUUUGCUAUAGGUCUCUUCAUUGUGGGCCUGUUGAAAACUUGAGUCCGUUUCUCAGAUGUGUUAGUUGUAAGAGUUGUUCUGUAUUUUCUGCUGCUUCAUGAAAGCGUACAGUUUCUCCAUCAAGAAAAUUUAAGCUGCCAGAGGCCUGUGCCUUUUUUGUUGGUUUCAGGAUUAAACAAGUUUUCAAUAGUUCCGAUGGAAGGGCGUAUCUUCGAUAGCUGCGUAGGUCAGCGUAUGUGGUGUGGUGCUCCAAAAAAUGUGUACGGCUCUAUGCUGUCCUCUAUUUAGGUUCUAUAAUUUUAUUCAGUCGAGAUCAAAAAUGCGGUGAUUUUGUUUUUCUGUCGACAAAUGGCUAUGUGAACGCAUGCAUGAUGGAAGGGAUUCAGUCUUAGCAGUGCAAUUUUUCGAGUGUUCAGUCGUAAUUAUCCCCAUCCAGUGCAGAGCAGAGUUGAAAAGAUUCCAUUUGUCGAGAAAGUGCUUAACUAGUUUGAAUUACUAGCGUUACAGAAUUGACAUUCACUGGUUGUGGUGGGCAAAAUAUAGUGGCAAGAGAAAAAUGAA